Molecule: messenger RNA, 1569 nt
Organism: Blumeria graminis f. sp. triticale
Lineage: Eukaryota; Fungi; Ascomycota; Leotiomycetes; Helotiales; Erysiphaceae
Source: the annotation of a GenBank genome assembly
AUGCAUGCUAUGGAUAUCGACGCACCUAUCUCAAUUGCACCGCUAGCAGGACAAACAAUCAAAACAAGUGCUACAAUUCUAUGUUGUAACUGCGGUGCUGCUAUCGACGGAACAAAGUCAUCAGGUGCUCUAUGCUACGACUGUAUCAAACUUACUAUAGAUUGUUCUCAGGGUAUUCCUAGGGAAGCGACUCUUCAUUACUGCAGAGAUUGCGAGAGAUGGCUUCUUCCACCGUCUAGUUGGGUUGUCGCCAGUCUUGAAUCUAGAGAAUUACUUGCCCUCUGCUUGAAGAAACUAAGAGGUCUUCACAAAGUUAGAAUAAUUGACGCUAGCUUUAUUUGGACUGAACCACAUUCUCGGAGGAUAAAGGUCAAGUUAACCAUUCAAGAUUCUGUGUCGGAGGGUGUUGUUCUACAACAAGCAUUCGAAGUUGAGUACGUUGUUGCAUCCCAACAAUGUCCUGACUGCGCAAAGUCGUAUACAGCAAAUACAUGGCGGGCCUGUGUUCAAGUACGACAGAAAGUUCCUCACAAGCGAACAUUCCUAUACCUCGAGCAACUUAUUCUCAAGCACGGAGCACACAAAGAUGCAAUCAAUAUCAAGGAAGUGAAAGAUGGUUUGGAUUUCUUCUUCUCGGCGCGAAAUCAAGCAGAAAAGUUCGUUGAAUUUCUCAACUCUGUUGCACCUAUUCGGUCAAAGAAGUCGCAAGAGCUUAUUUCGAUGGAUAUACACACUUCUACAAAGUCUUACAAAUUCUCUUAUUCGGUAGAACUUGUACCAAUUUGCAAAGAUGAUUUGGUAGCACUUCCGAUUAGAUUAUCGAAGCAACUUGGAAACAUCAAUCCUCUUGGCAUCUGCUUUCGUGUUGGAAGUUCGGUCAACUUCUUAGAUCCUGGUACUCUUCAAACUACGGAUAUUAGUACGCCAAUUUAUUGGCGUGCACCGUUUGCGCCCCUUGCUGAUGUUCAGGAACUUGUAGAGCUCAUUGUCAUGGACAUAGAACCUAUUGGAGAUCAUAAAGGUAAAUGGCUACUUGCUGAGGCCACUGUUGCUCGUGCUUCAGAUUUGGGAACAAAUGAUAAGACAUAUUACACGCGAACUCACUUAGGAAACAUCUUGCACCCAGGAGAUUCUGUUAUGGGAUAUGUUUUAACUGGCACCAACUUUAAUAGCCCGCAAUUUGAUGCCCUUGAGGAAUCAAAUACCUACUCAUCACUCAUUCCAGAUGUAAUUCUUGUAAAGAAGCUAUACCCACGUAAGAAAAAGUCUAAAGCCCGGAACUGGCGCCUUAAGCGCAUGGCUCGUGAUGAUGGCGAACUUCUUCCAAAGAAAAUAGACCAAGAGAAAAUGGAAAGAGAUUAUGAGAUGUUUUUGCGAGAUGUUGAAGAGGAUGCUGAUUUGCGUCAAACAAUGGCCUUGUAUAAGGCCCAACAAAAGGCCAAGCGAGAUGAAGAUGCUAUGAGCAUAAUGGAGUCUGAUGACGGCGAAGACGAGACCCCACAAAUUGAUAUAACUGAACUGUUGUGUGACUUCGACGAAUUAAAUGUUAAUGAAUCACAUCCUGAUUAA